Letharia columbiana is the source of this 465-nucleotide messenger RNA. RefSeq lists its product as uncharacterized. The transcript has 2 exons. The coding region runs from base 1 to 465 and encodes 154 amino acids. Lineage: Eukaryota; Fungi; Ascomycota; Lecanoromycetes; Lecanorales; Parmeliaceae. The record is from RefSeq and is a predicted model, not a curated record.
AUGGAUGAGCUCGAACAGAUUAUCUUGCCUCCUGAGACCGCACAACCGGAAGACCAGGAAGAAGCGGAUGGGCGCGAGAAUUAUUUCCAUCUAUACAAAUCCAAAAGCAGACAUUGUAUGGCGAACUGUAUCUGGCGCAUAAACGGCCUUUUCAUGCUUGCAUAUGAUGUUAUCACCAUGACAGUGGAACAAACGACUCAUGAAAUUCAAAGGGAGACCGGCGGCUUUCCCCACCUUUUCCCAUUUUCAAUUAUCCUAGGCCUCAUUUUUGUCAAUUCCGUCAAAUCCAUCAUGCCAAUUUCCAACCUUUGCACAAAACUUGAGAUGAUCAGUGAGCUACGAGGCUUCCAGAUUGGGCAGAAUCAUGAACUCGUCCUAGUAGAAAGACAGCUUCUCAAUCUUGACGCCAAAUUUGAUGUCGGGAAGGGCCCAGCAUCCAUGGCAUUGCCGAUUGAGCAAGUCUGA